Haliotis rubra (blacklip abalone) is the source of this 2082-nucleotide messenger RNA. RefSeq names its product signal recognition particle subunit SRP72-like. Lineage: Eukaryota; Metazoa; Mollusca; Gastropoda; Lepetellida; Haliotidae. Gene Ontology annotation, cellular component: signal recognition particle, endoplasmic reticulum targeting. The record is from RefSeq and is a predicted model, not a curated record. Gene Ontology annotation, molecular function: protein binding; ribosome binding; 7S RNA binding. Gene Ontology annotation, biological process: SRP-dependent cotranslational protein targeting to membrane.
AAGAUUUUGGUCCGUUAAACGAGUCAUUAUCCCAACAUGGCACAGCAAGGCCAAGGAGGAACGUUACCUGCACUUUAUGCCGAUUUAAAUCGGUUUGGACAGAAACAAGAGUAUGAAAGAGCCAUUAAGGCUGCGAAUAAGAUUCUUCAGCAGAAUCCAGAAGAAGAGGAGGCAUUUCAGUGUAAAGUAGUCAGCUUUAUUCUUCUGGAUCGCUUUGAUGAAGCUCUAACUGCUGUACACAAGGACAAGAAACUGCAGUUGAACCUGAAAUUUGAGAAAGCCUAUUGUGAGUACCGCCUGAACCGCACCCAGGAAGCUUUGACGACCCUCCGCUCCAUCACCAACCCAGACAGUCGCAGCAAGGAGCUCCUUGCACAAGUACUGUAUCGUCUGGAGGAGUAUGAGGAGUGUUAUGACCUCUACAGAGAUAUCGUCAAGAACUCACAGGAUGACUUUGACGAGGAACGACAGACCAACCUCGCUGCUGUUGUGGCAGCACUGCAGAUGUGGGAUGGCAACGAUGUUGAUGACCCUGGAUUAGAGGGUUCCUACGAGAUCAGCUACAACAGUGCGUGUUACUACAUCGGCCGUGGCGAUUACAAAACAGCUGAGGAGAAACUCCGCAGUGCUGAAGCUGCAUUAAAGAAUGAUCCCGAAUUGGCUGAAGAUGAACUGGAAGAGGAGCUGGCAAUCAUUAGAGUGCAGCUGGCGUAUGUGCUGCAGCAGCUCCACCGCAACAGCGAGGCCAACAAGUUGUACAACCAGGUCCUGCGGAACAAGCCAUCGGACAUCGGCCUGGUGGCAGUGGCAUCCAACAACAUGGUCACUCUGAACAAGGACCAGAAUGUGUUCGACUCUAAGAGGAAGAUGAAGGCAGCCACGGGAGACAGUUUGAAGCACAAGUUGACGUCCAGCCAGAAGACCAACAUCCAGCUGAACCAGUGUCUGCUUCACAUGUACUCUAACCAGGGAGAUAUGUGUCACAAUCUGGCGAAUAAGCUGAUGUCGCAGUACCCGGACAUUGACACCCCUGUGUUGAUACAGGCUGCGCAGUACGUCAAGGACAAGGACGUGAAGAAAGCUGUAGCUGGUCUGCAGACGUACGUCAAGUCCCACCCUGACCAGUGCUUCAGUAUUCAGCUGGUGAUUGCCCAGCUGUACCUGAGUCAGGGCGCGGUGUACCAGGCGUGUGAUGCCCUCAAGACUCUCGGAGACAUCACCUACAGACCAGGCAUAGUGUCUGCUCUGGUGACGUUGUACCUCAGCCAGGAAGACAAGGAUGCUGCCUCCGAGGUCCUCAUCAAAGCUGUGGCUUGGUACAAGAAGAACGAGCCCAAGUCUGCUGACCUCUUGACCGUGACCCGAGCUGCCUCCAACUUUGAACUGAAAAAUGGCAAUGCUGAGCAGGCAGCCAAGAUGUUGGAGGAUCUUCGCAAAUCGAGUCCGAAUGAUCCACGUGUGUUGGCACAGCUCAUCUCUGCAUACUCCCAGUUCAAUCAGGCCAAGGCUCAACAAGUGAGCAAAGACUUGCCGCCAGUGGAGGAGAUCGCGCAGAGUGUCGAUGUUGAUGCCUUGGAGGCGGCCUUCAGUACACUCGGACCUAAAUACAUGAAGAAGACGGUCAAGUCCGAGGCAUCCCCAGGAGGGUCUGGAGAUGCUCUCAUACAGAAGAAGAAGAGAAAGAAGAAGAAGGGUAAACUGCCAAAGAACAUUGACUCAGCUGCUGACCUUGACCCCGAGCGCUGGUUGCCGAAACGCGAGAGAUCAUACUACCGUGGGAAGAGGAAAGACAAGAGGAAGGAUAUUGGUAAAGGAACUCAGGGGGCGACAACAGGAGCUGCUGCUGACAUGGAUAUGGGCAAGUCCCCUACCGGCAGCGCUGCUAGUUCCCCCCGCCCUGGGCAACCCACCUCCCCUCAGAGCACCACAGGGGCUUCGGGGGGCACGGACGGGCCCAGGCAGCAGAAGCCAGCUCAGGCCAACAAGAAGAAGAGGAAGAAGGGAAAUCGAUGGUAGAAAGAUGAGCUGCCAACUGGAGCAAUAUAACAUGUGGAUAAGGUUAAAUAAAAUGAUUAUCAAGUC